AAUAAUUUUGAAUAUUAAUUAUAUGUCUCAUCGUCGUCAUCAUCUGCAGAAUGGCGUCCAAAAAGAAAUGAAUGCAAACAGAAAUAGCAUAAACGUCGACCAACCAAGCCAAACAAACCAAAAUCGUAAAAUAUGUUACAGUUUAAAUUAGCUGAAAGAGAAACAACAAAUAGUUUGGUCAUGGGUCAUUAAUGUGUUUGGCUGUGGCGCCAUCAGCUACAAUUUUCAAUACUAUAAAAUCAAGAGACGAUUUAGUUAGAUUAUCAUUCUCACUUUACAGUUCAAACAAAUCGAAUAGUUCGCGGUGGAAUAAUGCGUGCCUUCAUCGUAUUGUCGUUUGUAGCUGUGGCAUGUGCCCAGUACAAUUAUCAACCAGUAUCUUCGGGUUCGGAUAACUUGGCAGGUGUUAAUGGUGGCUUAGUCUCUCCAUCUUCCAAUUUACCCAGCGUUGCUGCUCCAGAAAUCGAAAAGGAAUUCUUCACCUACACCGCCAAUGACAAUGACUUCAACGAUGCUUUCGAUCCUCAACAGGCUGCCAAUAAUUUGAAGAAGGGUAUUCGUGUCAUUUUCAUCAAGGGUCCCGAGAACAAGGGUCUUGAAGAUGCUGCCGUUGCAUUGGCCAAACAAUCCGGCGAACAAAAGACUGCCAUCUAUGUGCUCAAUAAACAGGCUGACAUUGGCGAUUUGGCUAACAAACUUAACAACCUCAACACUGGCAAUAACCAAAGACCCGAAGUCCACUUUGUUAAGUACCGUACUCCCGAAGACGCUGCCAAUGCACAACGUGCCAUUCAAGAGCAAUAUAAUGGUUUGGGUGGUAAUACUAGAACUGUUAAUGGUGGCGUUGCUCCAGUCUUGAACUUUGCUUCCCAAGCCCCUGCUGCCAGUUCAGGAUCAUCAAACUACGCUACUGCCCCAUCCAACAGCUACAUUCCCCCAGCUGCUGCCACACCAUCUGCCAGCUAUAUCCCUCCAGCUGCAGCUACCCCAUCUGCCAGCUAUAUUCCCCCAGCUGCUGCUACCCCAUCAGCCAGCUACAUUCCCCCAGCUGCUGCUACACCAUCUGCCAGCUAUAUUCCCCCUGCAGCUGCUACCCCAUCAGCCAGCUACAUUCCCCCAGCUGCCAGUGAGCCAUCCAGCAACUACAUUCCUCCUCCAGUACCUGUUGAUGAACCCAGCACCAAUUACUUGCCUGCUUCCAUUCUUCGUCUGUUCCGCCUUUAAAGUGCCAACUUUGGCCCAGAGGCAAUUGUUAAGACUGAAUCGAAUCAAAAACUGAUAAAAAAAUCCAUUUCGUGUUUUGUUCUUUAUGAACGUUGUUGUUAUUUUUGC
Musca domestica (house fly) is the source of this 1332-nucleotide messenger RNA. RefSeq lists its product as uncharacterized. The transcript has a single exon. The record is from RefSeq and is a predicted model, not a curated record. The coding region runs from base 313 to 1224 and encodes 303 amino acids. NCBI's taxonomy places the organism in Eukaryota, Metazoa, Arthropoda, Insecta, Diptera, Muscidae.